Messenger RNA from Sardina pilchardus (European sardine), 10664 nucleotides. RefSeq names its product myosin X, like 1 (gene myo10l1). NCBI's taxonomy places the organism in Eukaryota, Metazoa, Chordata, Actinopteri, Clupeiformes, Clupeidae. Gene Ontology annotation, biological process: signal transduction; axon extension. Bases 1 to 6456 code for a protein of 2151 amino acids. The transcript has 43 exons. Gene Ontology annotation, molecular function: cytoskeletal motor activity; protein binding; ATP binding. Gene Ontology annotation, cellular component: myosin complex; cytoskeleton; axonal growth cone. The record is from RefSeq and is a predicted model, not a curated record.
AUGGUUCCAGCCAGGGCGGAAGCCACAUCUGGCUCGAGCCCAAGCGCCUCAUUUCAGAGGGAUCAGAAACCAGGAAGCAUCCGGAGCGUCGACCGCGGCCAACGGAUGCUUGGCAUUCCAGCCGAUCCGAACUGCUGUGAGCUCACAUCGUUACUGUACGUGAUCGUUACCCAAGUGCAGCGACCCGGCGGGCAUGUGGCCAGACCUCCGGGACCCCACCGUGGCCACUGCAGGGCCAGAGACCCAGCGCCCCUGCCUGCUGCCCCCAUGUCAUCCCAGCCCUCUGUGGGAAGCCGCGUCGGUGGGGGCCGGCGGUCUGAGAAGCUGUUAAGACUCUCGGAGGAGGGUACGCGGGUGUGGGUGAGGCAGGCUGGGGAGAAGGAGCAGCUGGUCCCCUCUACGGUCAACUCCUGUGGAGACACCCUGGUCGUCACAACCGACUAUGGAGAGGUGUUGUACCUGCAGCAGGCGGAGGUGACGAGGGAGAAGGUGUACCCCAUGCACCAGAGUAGCAUCGAUGGGGUGGAGGACAUGUCCGCUCUGGCGGAGCUCCACGAGGCGGCCAUCAUGCUCAACCUCUACCAGCGCUACCAGAAGGACAACAUCUAUACCAACAUCGGCUCCAUCUUGGCGGCGGUGAACCCCUAUAAGCAGAUCCCAGACCUGUACAACCCGUCUGCAGUGGAGCUGUACAGCCAGCACCACCUGGGGGAGCUGCCCCCACACAUCUUCGCUGUGGCCAACGAGUGCUACCGCUGCCUGUGGAAGAGACACGACAGCCAGUGUGUGCUGAUUAGUGGAGAGAGUGGUGCAGGUAAAACAGAGAGCACGAAGCUGCUGCUGCAGUUCCUCUCAGUGAUGAGCCAGAACUCAGCAGGAACUCCUCCAUCAGAGAGAAGCACACGAGUGGAGCAGGCCAUCGUACAGAGCAGCCCCAUCAUGGAGGCGUUUGGGAAUGCCAAGACCGUGUACAACAACAACUCCAGCCGCUUCGGGAAGUUCAUCAUGCUGCACUUCUCCGAGAGUGGGAACAUCCACGGAGGAUGCAUCGUCGACUAUCUGCUGGAAAAGAAUCGAGUGGUGCGGCAGAACCCAGGGGAGAGGAACUAUCACAUAUUCUAUGCACUUCUAGCUGGAGCUGACAAAACUCAGAAAGAGACGUACUUCUUGACGGAGCCUCCAGAGUCGUUCCACUACCUGAGCCAGUCGGGCUGUAUGAAGGACAGGAGUCUGGACGAUAAGCAGCUGUUUGACAGCGUUUUGGAGGCUCUGAAGGUGCUGGAGUUCUCGGAGGAGGAGAGCAGAGACAUGUUCAAGCUCCUGUCUGGAGUCCUGCAGCUGGGCAAUGUAGAGUUCAUGACAGCAGGGGGCGCUCAGAUCACCACUAAACAAGUGGUCAGUAACGUGAGUGACCUGCUGGGUCUGGAUACCUUUCAGCUCUCUGAGGUUCUGACCCAAAGAUCCAUGAUCCUCAGGGGAGAGGAGAUCUGCUCACCUCUCACUAUAGAACAGGCAAUAGAUUCACGAGACUCUGUUGCCAUGGCGCUGUACUCCCAAUGUUUCUCGUGGAUUAUCCUGAAGAUCAACCAGAAGAUCAAAGGCAAAGACAACUUCAAGUCCAUCGGCAUCCUCGACAUCUUUGGCUUCGAGAACUUUGAGGUGAACCGCUUUGAACAGUUCAACAUCAACUACGCCAACGAGAAACUGCAGGAGUACUUCAACAAGCACAUCUUCUCUCUGGAGCAGCUAGAAUAUAACAGGGAAGGUAUUCAGUGGGAGGCCAUUGAUUGGAUGGAUAAUGCUGAAUGCUUGGAUCUGAUUGAGAAGAAACUGGGCAUGCUGGCUUUGAUUAAUGAGGAGAGCCGCUUCCCCAAAGGCACAGACUUCACCCUGCUAGAGAAACUACACAGUAGACACGCCACCAACCCUUACUAUGUGAAGCCCAGAGUCGCAGACUACCAGUUUGGCAUCAAGCACUAUGCAGGAGAGGUGUUGUAUGAUGCGAGAGGCAUCCUCGAGAAGAACAGGGACACUUUCAGAGAUGACAUCCUGAACAUGCUCAAAGACAGCAAGCUGGACUUCAUCUAUGACCUGUUUGAGCAAGUGGCCAGCAGGAACAGCGAGGAGACGCUGAAGAUGGGCACCGCACGCCGCAAGCCCACCGUCAGCUCCCAGUUCAGGGACUCCCUGCAUUCUCUGAUGGCCACCCUGAGUGUCUCCAACCCUUUCUUUGUCCGCUGCAUCAAGCCCAACAUGGAGAAGAACCCGAAUGUGUUCGACCCAGAUGUGGUUCUGAAUCAGCUGAGGUACUCCGGGAUGCUGGAGACAGUCAAGAUCCGCCGCGCUGGCUUCCCCGUCCGACGCACCUUCAAAGACUUCUUCAAUAGGUAUAAGAUCAUCCUGAAGGACAAAGCUGCAGCCAAUGCAGCCGGAGACGAUAGGAAGAGGAGCACAGACCUGCUGACGAUGUACGACAAAGUCAAGAAGGAGUGGCAGCUAGGGAAGACCAAGGUGUUUAUGAAGGAGUCUCUGGAGCAGCGUCUUGAGAAGGAAAGAGAGGAGGUGCGCAGCAAAGCUGGACUGAUCAUUAGAGCUUACCUGCUCAGAUACUCCGCCAGGAAGUACUACAGGAAGGCCAGAGCCAGCAUCGUCACCAUCCAGAAGAACCUGCGGGCGUGUCUGGGCCGGCGCCGCUACGCCAAGAAGCGCUCGGCCGCGCUGCUCCUCCAGAGGCACCACCGCGGACAGCUGGCCAGGGCACGGUGCCGCAAGCUGCGCGAGGAGAAGAGGAAGAGAGAGGAGGAGGAGAGGAAGAAGAGGGGGGAGGAGGAGAAGACGGAAGGGGAGGGGCAAACACAGGAAGGUGUCAUCGCCAGACAGGAAGCGGAGGACAAGGAAGUCGGAGCUCAGGCGGUGCGUCCCCUCUCCGUGCAGGAGGAGAACCGUCAGAUGGAGGAGAUCCUGCGCAUCGAGCUGGAGAUCGAGCGGCUGCAGCAGCAGCGGGAGGACGGCGUGUCACAGCUGUGCGAGAGCUCGCGCCAGGAGCUGAGGCUGCGCCGUGAUGCCGAGAUCCUGCGCAUGAAGAAGGAGACCUCACGCAAGGACCUCAUCAGCUUCCGCGGCGUUGAUGGCAGCGACAUGGCUUCCCUCUCCGAGACCAGCGAGUCCGGUCCGCCUCCGGCAGCCCCUCCUGCCCAGCCCGCCCCGGGGACCCCCACCAAGGCCGAGAGCGCCAGCCCUGCCACCCCCACCACCACUGGCACCAAGACCAAGACGUCCGAGGAGGAGGUGGACGAGGGUUUCCACGCCGACGACGAGUGCAUCCCGCUGCCGGACAUCCCGCCUCCAGCCGAGGUGCCGCCGGACAAGGAGAUCCUGGCCACCGUCCCGCCGCCCCCGGCCCCCUUCGCCGAGGGCACGCUAGCGCCCUCUGGUGGCCAAGGUGCGGAGAAGAAAGAGGAGGACCAGGCGGACAGGACGAGCCGACUGACCACCACGGAGUCGCUGGCGGACGGCGAGGAGCCGAUCUACAGCCUGCCCGCCGACCCCGAGUCGGACUACGACCAGGACGAGAUGGAUGAGACGCGGGCGGGCAGCAACGCGGAUGCGGGCAGCGCCAUCGUCAUGACGACAGAGGAGGAGGUGCGCAAGUCCACCUGCACCAAUGCCAGCCUGGACUCCUACAAGGGCAGCUCCGACUCGUAUGCGGAGAGUGAUGACGAGCAUGAUGGGUAUGUGGACACGGAUGAGGAGGUCUCCUCCAACGGGAGAGUCCACGUGCUGAACGGCAACGGACCACCCUACUUCCACAGCUACCUCUAUAUGAAAGCGGGCCUGAUGAUCCCGUGGCGUAGGCGCUGGUGUGUUCUGAAGGACGAGACGUUCAUGUGGUUCCGCUCCAAGCAGGAGUCGCUCAAGAGCGGCUGGCUCUACAAGAAGGGCGGCGGCCUGUCCACGCUGUCGCGCCGCAACUGGAAGAUGCGCUGGUUCGUGCUGCGCGACUACAAGCUCAUGUACUUCGACAACGACAGCGAGGAGAAGCUCAAGGGGACCAUCGAUAUCCGCUCCGCCAAAGAGAUCGUGGACAACCACGAGAAAGAGAACGCUCUGAACAUAGUGACGGAGGAGAGGACCUACCAGGUAUUCGCAGAGUCACCUGAGGAUGCCAGUGGCUGGUUUAACGUGCUGAGUCGAGUGGCUGUAGCGACUCCUGAGCAGCUGAUGGAGAUGUCCCAUGAGCAGGCUAACCCAAAGAACGCAGUGGGGACGCUGGAUGUUGGGCUGAUCGACUCCGUCUGCGCCUCAGACAAUCCUGACCGGCCCAACUCGUUUGUGAUCAUCACGGCUAACCGCGUGAUCCACUGCAACUCUGACAUGCCAGAGGAGAUGCACCACUGGAUCAGCCUGCUGCAGAAACCCAAAGGAGACUCCAAGAUCGACGGGCAGGAGUUCCUCGUCAGAGGCUGGCUGCAUAAGGAGAUGAAGACAGGAUCGAAGAGCACGUCUCUGAAGCUAAAGAAGCGCUGGUUUGUGCUGACCAACAACUCGCUGGACUACUAUAAGUCGUCGGAGCGCAACGCCUCCAAGAUGGGCACGCUGGUGCUCAACAGCCUCUGCUCCGUGGUGCAGCCGGAGGAGAGGGUCUUCAAGGAGACCGGCUACUGGAACGUCACUGUUUACGGCAGGAAGCACUCCUACCGCCUCUACACCAAGAUGCUCAACGAGGCCAUGAGGUGGGCAUCGGCCAUCCAGGGGGUCAUCGACAACAAGGUGCCCAUCGAGACGCCCACGCAACAGCUCAUCAGGGACAUCAAGGAGAGCAGCGUGAACUCUGAGGCGGUGGAGCAGAUGUACAGGAGGAACCCCAUCCUCAGAUACACCCAGCACCCCCUGCACUCCCCACUACUGCCCCUGCCCUACGGGGAGGUCAACGUCAGCCUCCAAAAAGAGCAGGGCUACUCCAGUCUCCAGGACGAGGCGGUGAAGAUGUUCAACUCGCUGCAGGAGAUGGAGACGGUGCCCGACCCCGUGCCCAUCAUCCAGGGCAUCCUGCAGACGUGCCAGGACCUGCGCCCACUCCGCGACGAGGUCUACUGCCAGCUCAUCAAGCAGACCAAUCACGUGCCGCACCCCAACAGCCCGGCCAACCGGGCGCUCUGGCACCUGCUCACCUGCAUGAGCUGCACCUUCCUGCCCAGCCGAGCCAUCCUGCGCUACCUGCGCUUCCAUCUCAAGAGGAUCUCUCUGCGUUUCCCUGGGACGGAGAUCGAGAAGUACGCCCAGUUCAUCGGGGAGUCUCUGAAGCGGACCAAGUCCAGGGAGUACGUGCCGUCUCAGGAGGAGAUCGCCGCCCUGCUGGUGAGGCAGGAGAUGACCACCACUGUGUACUGCCAUGGAGGAGGCUCGUGCAAGAUCUCCAUUAACUCCCACACCACGGCUGGAGAGGUGGUGGAGAAGCUCAUCAGAGGCUUGGCCAUGGAGGACAGCAGGAACAUGUUCUCCCUGUUUGAACACAACAAGAUCACUGACCGCGCCAUCGAGAGCCGCAUCAUCGUAGCUGAUAUCCUGGCCAAGUUCGAGAGGUUGGUAGGAAGUGAGGAUGAGGAAGAGGAGGGCCCGUGGCGGCUCUACUUCAAGCUCUACUGCUUCCUGGACGUGGAGAGCAUGCCCAAGGAGGGGGUGGAGUUUGCCUUCAUGUUUGAGCAGGCUCACGAGAGCUCGAUCAGCGGCCACUUCCCCGCCCCCGAGGAGACCCUCCAGCACCUGGCCGCCCUGCGGCUGCAGUACCUCCACGGCGACAUGACGCCGCGCAUCACCUGGAACCUGAACAACGUGUACCCGGUGGGGCGCCUGCGCACGCGCAUCCUGCAGUCCACCAAGUCGGGCUCGGUGGGCACCACGCUGGAGCGGCGCAAGAACAGCUUCCUGGACGGCACGCUGCGGCGCAGCUUCAAGACGGGCUCGCUGAAGAAGCAGCGCGUGGAGGAGGAGCAGAUGCUGGAGAUGUUCGUCAAGGAGGAGACGUCGUCCACGCGCACCAGCGUGCUGGAGAAGUGGACGCGGCUGCAGGGCCUGCCCCAGCACCAGGCCAUGAUCAAGUACAUGACCAUCAUCAAGGAGUGGCCAGGCUACGGCUCCACGCUCUUUGAUGUGGAGUGUAAGGAGGGUGGCUUCCCUCAUGACCUGUGGCUGGCGGUCAGCGCGGAGAACGUGUCCGUCUACAAGAGAGGCGAGUCCAAGCCGCUGGAGACCUUCCAGUACGAGCACAUCGUCUUCUUCGGCGCGCCGCAGCCCAGCACCUACAAGAUCACCGUGGACGAGAGGGAGAUGUUCUUCGACACACCACUGGUGGGCGAGAUCACUAAAAUCAUGAAGGCCUACAUCAACAUGAUCGUGAAGAAGCGCUGCAGCGUGAUGUCCGUCUCCAGCUGUGGCAGUGCCUCCUGGACCAGGUGAUCCACACAGACCAAUCAGUGUGCAGGAUCUCAGCUCCGAGAGGACAUGGCCCAAAAAAGGGCCACCAAUCAUAAGAUAGAGCUCCUAUCUCCAGGAAGAAGAAAAAAAGACGACAAACAAAACCAUGGAGAUGUCCACCAGCUGACCACAGAAGCGAGAGUGUGAGACACAAAAACAUGAGAGGAGACACACACACACACACACACACACAUACUCAUCCACAGAAACACAUGGACAAACACACAUACACAAAGACCUUCUAAUACUGUCACCCUUAAUGAAACCUCUGCUUGGUAUAUCCUGCCCUUGUAUGCAGCAACCCUGUCCCAGCUAGCACACUUUUGACUUACUCUGUAUUCACCAGGACCAAUGUCAUCAUCACACCAAGAAGCACAGCCAACACAGCGAGUAUUUAUUCCCUCACUGAACCCUUUCCCUGGUCUUUCCCCUCACUGCCAAGGUUUUUACCAACAGACCAAACCCACACGCUUGCUCUCACUCCACAGUCCACACCUACAUCUGUUUCAGUCUUACUUCGCAGGAAACGUUCUACCUGCAUUAGUGCACUGGAGUUCCAUAUCCAAGGCAGAGACCUGCUGAUGAAAGACUAGACUUGGAGGAGGACUGAGCUUGUUUUUGAUUGAACCUGAAUGACAGACACUGAAGUAACCAGAGAUGGGGGGGGGGGGUGCUGGUGAGUGACUUGAGUCAGCUUGGCACUAGUACAAGCUUGCCCAUUUGUUUGGGACUUCAGAGGAUUACCUGUGAGUUAUAACUGGAGCAGCACAUGACGGCCAUUUUGCAAGUUCCUAACUGUCAUCAGAAAGCAAUCUUGGUCUUCGCAGCUGUGUUUUACUGACGGCUAGUGGCCUAGUUUGAAGAAGGAAACAUUAGUAUUAUAGUGGAAAAAAGUGAUUGAAAAAGAGACUCUGACUCUGGUGUUGAAGAGUUUUUGUUAAAAACUCUGUUGAUGAAAUGUAAAAAUAGUGUUCCAUUCAUGCUAAGUAUUUUCCUCUUCACAUACUGCACAAACACAAACACAUAACCCGAGCUGAGGGUGGUCAUUGUUUUAUAUUAAUUCAGAAGUCUAUAUAGAUUUGAUAACCAUCAAGAGUCCCACUGUACAUAUGUCCCUUAAGAGAUACAGUAUGAUACUAAAUCUCUAUAACCAUGUUUGCCAGAUUAACAAGCAAACAAACAAAAAUGGUAUUUAAAAGUAUUUAUGCAGAUGCACAUACCACUAUCAAUGCCACACAAGAGAGUGCCAUCGUCCUACAGUAUGAAAGAAAGACAAAAAAGAGCAUGGCUGUACGUAACGCGGCAGCAUAGUAUGCAUUAAGACAGCGAGCCUUUAGUUGGGCUGCUAGCACUGCAAUGAAUGGUCCAUCCAGCUGUCUACAGAGCUGCAUUGACGAGCCUAUAAACUGAGCCAUGUGGGCAGAAGAAGUCAAAUAUGAUGUCUGUCUAACUGCUAUGAUAUAUAGAGGAACCACGUAUGAUACUGAAAUACGCAAUAUGUUUAACGCAUAUAGUUGUAACACUGAUUUUUAAAGCCGACUUGUAUGUUACAAAGAGAGGUGACACUUACGGAGGAGGUCUUUGGAAACAGCCAUUGUAUUCAAUGUAUUAAUUUAUAGAUUUACACAACACAGUAGGUUUGGAAGAGAACAUGAUCAGUGUUCAUUUUGCUCCAUAUGAGGAUCUAAAAGGCUGAGAAUAUGUAUAGAUUGCUACUGGGAGUUCCUCUAGUGGAGGGCAGGGGUAUUACCUCUUUGGUCCAGCGCUUAAAGAAUAUGAUUUUUAAUUUAAAGUGCACUCAAGGCACAAUGGCCUACUCAUUUUCUCCACAAAAAUACCUUUGGAGGAGGGAGAACAUAAAGUGAUUGUAAGGCAUUGAUAGCCAUGUCACUACAUCAAUAUUUGUAAUAUGGAGAGUGAAUAGGAUCACCUAAUGUGUCACUUAGAUGUUUGUCUGCAUGCUUGGUCAAAAUUGUUGUUUAAAGACUGAAUUUAAUGUAAAAAGUAUCAUUUUGACUGGAGUGCGCCCUGAAAGGCACAGUUAGAUCAGAAAUGAAAAUGGUGUAAGUAUCUUCUCGCCAUCAAGCCAGAAGUCAACUACAAGAUUUAUUUAUCGGUAAAUGCAUCAUUUGAGCCAUCCAGCAAAAACGUGACUAGAAAUAACUGGCCAUCAUUCACGUCUAAAGCUGUGGGCCUAUACCCUACUAUAAGAGUUACUCAGCUCCACUGAAAAGAAGGCAGUUUGGUUUUCUGGAGUUUUUAGAUACUAACAUUUUUUUCCGCUUCUGAUUUAUUGUCCCUUUCAGAUAGAUCAAAGAAGUGAGAAUGGGAUAGAAUUCCCAAAUCCUAAAGCUGCAACUGAAUCUCGAUGCCUUACACAAACUGGCUGCCUCAGAUGUUCACCUUCGGGUGGGGAGGAGGUUUGUGACGCACAGACCCCCUCAAAACAGCCUCAGGCAGAGUACACUCUUAGAACAGCAUUGGUUCUGUUUAGAACUCUCCAGUGAAAGUAUUCUGGGUAGAACGCUUAUCAGCAUUAAAGCAGAGUUUGGCUCCAAGAAAGGAGCCAAGAAACAUUCUCUUUAAAGAGUGUGGUGUUUGUUCGUGUGUAUGUAUGACAUUUGAGUUAUGGGUGCAAGCAUCCACAUUCAUCUUGAGAAUCUAACUAAACAUACACUUGCAGCUUUAGCCGAAAUACCCCUCUCGACAAAAGUCUCAAUGAAACAAAACACACUGGAGGAAAUACUUUCAGCCAUAUCACACAAACAGGCAGUGACAUCAUUAACCUGCGCCAUUCAUAUCACUUCCUGAUAUCACACGAAAAAAUCCAAGUAUGACUGUAAAAAGUAUUUUUCCUUUAUUGUUUCCACUUUAGUUUGUUACAUACUGUUUGGUUAUGGUUCUUUCUUUUGGAAAGUAUAGAUAUAAGUAUGCUGUAUCAAUACUGUCCUGUGUAGUUUUGCUGUUUGAUAUGCAACUAUAUUUGUCAGUGUAAUGCAAGUUUUUGUGUCUGAGGGUUAUGACCACAAUAUAUACAUAAAUAUUUAAAAAAAAUCAACAAAACACGCAAAAAAGAAAAGGAGUACAAUAAGACAAAGGAAAUAGAAAACAAUGGUGUCAUUAAGAAGUGAGCAUAUGUAUCGAGGCUCCUAUGCCACAGUGGGUUGAUGUGUUAAUGUGUUUAAGAGCAAUGACUGUAUGAGUGGUUGUCGGGGGUUAAAGGGUGGAUGGGUGGGUGUGGGGAUGGUGUACUUAUUUCCUAUUUGAACCACAACACAAUAAUUGGGGAGUUGAGAGGGACCGAGAUUGAGGAGGCAGAUAGUACUGGAAACACUGUACUGUGGUUGUAGGGUUUAUAGAGAUAGAAGGGGCCUUUUCCAGAGUAGCCUGACAGUGUCAAGAAAGCGUGGAGGGAGGGAGAGAGAGAGAGAGAGAGAGAGAGAGAGAAUAGAGGGAGCAGGUCCAGUGAUGCAUACUUCUACACUACUUACAUUCAUAUGCCCACUAAAGCCUGCUCCUGAGUCUGUUUUUCCUCUGUCAAGACCCCUCAUGAAAAUCAGUGUUUUAGCCAAAUCUAACUGACUCAGGAUCAGAAUUUGGAGGUGCUAUCUAUCUGCUCAACACGCACACACACACACACACACACAUACACACACACACACACACACACACACACACACACACACACAUGCGUGUGUAUUCAUAUAUUGCAUACACAUAUAACAUAAACCACGCUUACAGUUAAAUACAAACACUGACACCGACACCUACAUGCACACAGUGCGGUUGGUUCUCUCUCACUAUAGAAUUACACUGAGGUCUGUAAAUAGCUGCAGGCAGCCUAUAGACCUGAAUGUAAUUCUUCCUAAUUGUUGUUGUUCAAUUAAUCUAUAUUCAAAACAAAUGUGCUUGUGUAGGCUACAAAAGAGAGAGAGAGAGAGAGAGUGUGUGUGUGUGUAUGUAUGUGUGUGCAUUUGUGUGAAAGAGGGUCUUUUUCUUUUGUAACUGGCUUUACAAAAUGCUUUAAUAAAUUAUUGGAUUUUACUUUAAUUGUGUUUUGAUUAUUCUUUUGAGACCAUUUUAUUGUAUGUUUUAAUUCAUUUUGUUUCAUGUAGUCCAUGUACGCCUGUCAAGAAAUGGGUUUCAAAAAGUAUUACACAAAUACAAUAAAUUACUAUAAAAUGCUUGGA